This is a messenger RNA of Propithecus coquereli (Coquerel's sifaka), 1165 nucleotides long. It is a transcript of the gene THYN1, whose product is annotated as thymocyte nuclear protein 1. The transcript has 7 exons. The record is from RefSeq and is a predicted model, not a curated record. Gene Ontology annotation, cellular component: nucleus. The coding region runs from base 320 to 1000 and encodes 226 amino acids. Lineage: Eukaryota; Metazoa; Chordata; Mammalia; Primates; Indriidae.
CCCAGUGCAGCUCGCCUCUGUCGCUUCGGAGGGACGGAGUGGUGGGCCCUGCGUGGUGAGCGGAUCAGAGGCGGCUCCACAACAAACUAAGGAGAGUUUAGGAGAAGGUUACGCGAAAUGGAAAUGGCGUAGAUUACGGAGGGGAAGAUUUGAGGGGCUUAAAGCACAGUCGUCUCUGUUCUUUGCAAAAGUCUGAGGCUUUCUAGGCUUCCUCUCGUUGCCUCCAUCUUGCUCUGCGUAGGUUUUUUUGGUAGUAGUAGCUUUGAUUCUCUUGGUUGAUUCCAGAAUCCUCUGCACUUCAGCCCCUUGCUGGAAUACCAUGCCGAGACCCCAGAAGAGGCUGGCUGGGGAUGCUGGCCCAGACAAGAAGGGGCUAUUGGGAAAACGUACCAAAACUGAGGAUGCAGGUGAGGUAUCAGCUAAGGUGGAGAACUCCAGCCCUCAGAAGAUUUCAGCCUCUAAAAACUCUGUGAAGAAGCUAAGUAGCUACUGGCUGAUGAAGUCAGAGCCAGAGAGCCGAUUAGAGAAAGGUGUAGAUGUGAAGUUUGGCAUUGAGGAUCUCAAAGCACAGCCUAAGCAGACAACAUGCUGGGAUGGUGUUCGCAACUACCAGGCUCGGAACUUCCUCAGGGCCAUGAAGCUGGAAGAAGAAGCUUUCUUCUACCAUAGCAACUGCAAAGAGCCAGGCAUCGCAGGACUUAUGAAGAUUGUGAAGGAGGCUUACCCAGACCACACACAGUUUGAGAAAAACAAUCCCCAUUAUGAUCCAUCCAGCAAAGAGGACAACCCCAAAUGGUCCAUGGUGGAUGUACAGUUUGUUCGGAUGAUGAAGCGUUUCAUCCCCCUGGCUGAGCUCAAAACCUAUCAUCAAGCUCACAAAGCUACUGGUGGCCCCUUAAAAAAUAUGACUCUUUUCACUCGCCAGAGACUGUCAAUUCAGCCCCUGACCCAAGAAGAGUUUGAUUUUAUUUUGAGCCUGGAGGAAAAGGAACCAAGUUAACUGAGACACUGUUGCUGGAAUGGGCAAGACAUUACUUCAAAGAAGUCAAGCUUUUUUAAGACAAAAGAAGGUGUGAGGCGGCUUGCUUGUUAUGUUUACCUGGCCUUGUAUACAUAGGUGGGUUUGUGUACUUUUUUCAAUAAAACAUUAACAUCAAAGUUGAAA